GAUAUCUAGCGGUAGAGAAGCGAGCUACACGCUGCCCUCACUGUCGUGAAAUCACGCAUGCCUUCAUCUGCCCACACUCAGUUGAAAGGUCGAUCUGAAGAUGGCAGAGUCAUUGAUUUGUAACAACACGCAAAGCAGGGUGAGUUCUGUGCUGAACAGGGAUGUCAAGCAGUUCGGAAAGAAGUUCAUGUUUGAUUCUAAUGAGGACACGUGCUGGAAUUCUGACCAGGGUGAAUCCCAGUGGGUUGUCUUGGAGUUUCCACAGCCUGUGAAGGUGUCCGAGCUCAGGUUACAAUUCCAAGGAGGCUUUUCAGGGAAAUCUUGCAAAUUACAAGGUUCUGCCAAAGAAGAGGAUCUUAAACAUAUUGUAGACUUCUAUCCAGAGGACAACAACUGUCUACAAAGUUUUCCCAUUCAAGAUGCCCCUUUGGUUCAGAGGCUGAAAAUAGUGUUUGAAAACAGUGCUGACUUUUUUGGAAGAAUAAUUGUUUACAUGUUGGAUAUCCUGGGGGGAAAGUUUUUGUAAUGUUUUGAGAAAAGGACAAAGAGGAAGUACAGUAUGAAGAGGCGGGAAUGCCAAACAACUUGUCUUGCUUUCACCUCUGGAUGAGGAAUUUUUUUCCAACUACUCGCAGGAAAAGCAUGAACGGAUGUUGCUUUUGCUCUCAUUUCCUUUCUUUCUACAGAGACUUUAUGGAUUAUAUUCACAUCAAGUCAAAACACAUGAACUACACAUUGGUAAAAAUGUUUUUUAAUAAAAAAAAAUUAUAAUAAUACAAAAA
Messenger RNA from Carassius carassius (crucian carp), 782 nucleotides. Its product is annotated as nuclear receptor 2C2-associated protein. Lineage: Eukaryota; Metazoa; Chordata; Actinopteri; Cypriniformes; Cyprinidae. The transcript has 5 exons. The record is from RefSeq and is a predicted model, not a curated record. The coding region runs from base 101 to 526 and encodes 141 amino acids.